AACACGGACAUAUUUCACUGAAAGCCCCCAGAUGUCAUCAUACGAUGCAGGCUGUUCUAUCUGGUCUAUCAGCAUAUUUAGCCAGUAAUUAAAAUUCUGCCCGUACCGCUUGUAUUAGGAACUGUUUGCAUUUCACAGGACGUGUCCAGCUGCAUAUGAGCUGUCUCCGAAUCAGUGGUAUCCUUUGCUGCUCUGUGCUAGCCCUUAGCUAAGUGCUAACAACAGUGACAGCAACUUUAUCUACAUGCGUCUACCAUCGCUGUCAUUUUCAGAGGCAGACGAUCAACAGGGAUCCAGGAGACACUAACAGCCAUCCCUCAGCAGACAUUAUGGAGCUACAAGCGGUGUUGAUGGCAGCUGGUGGGGGUUCUCGUAUGACUGAUCUGACAUACAACACCCCCAAACCAAUGCUGCCUGUUGGAAACAAGCCCCUCAUGUGGUACCCGCUUAACCUGUUGGAGAGAGUCGGCUUUGAAGAGGUCAUUGUGAUCACCACCAAAGAAGUCCAGAAGAUGAUGAGCACAGACCCAAAAAUGAAGCUGGAGACAAAGAUGAAACUUGAUGUAGUUUGUAUUCAGGAAGAUGGAGACAUGGGUACCGCAGACGCUCUCAGACACAUCCAGCAGAAGAUCAAGACGGACAUCCUGGUGGUGAGUUGUGACCUGAUUACAGACGUGGCACUUCACGAGGUGGUCGAUCUGUUCAGAGCCCACAAUGCAACACUGUCCAUGCUGAUGAGCAAAGCCCAUGAAUUCACAGAGACGGUCCCAGGCCAGAAGGGCAAGAAAAAAACAGCUGAGCAAAGAGAUUUUGUGGGCGUGGAUCAGUCAGGGAAGAGGCUGCUGUUCAUGGCCAAUGAAGCAGAUCUGGAGGACGGGCUAUCUAUCAGGAAAUCCAUUAUGAGGAAACAUCCCAGGAUGCACAUCAAAACAGGCCUCGUGGACGCUCAUCUCUACUGCCUGAAAAAAGCAGUGGUGGACUUUCUUGCUGACAACAAGUCAAUCUCAUCAAUCCGCGGGGAGUUGGUACCAUAUUUGGUGCGGAAGCAGUUUUCCAAAACAACCAACAGUCAUAAAAUCAAAGACGACACAGAUGAUCAGAACCAGAAAACGAAUGAUGGCUCUACAAACCAUGAGAUCCUCAUCUCAUCUCGUGAUGAGCUUCUCCUCAAGCUGGCUCAGGAACGCUCCUGUUGGAACGACCACCGUGGUGACAUGAGCGAAGCUUACCAUGGAGGAAAGCUCCGCUGCUAUGUUCACAUUAUGGACCAGGGUCUGUGCUACCGCGUCAACACUCUAGCUGCUUACAUAGAGGCAAACCGACUGGCUCCAAAGCUAUUUGAGGAUUCAGCAGUCCACCCAUCUGCUGUUAUUUCUGAGAGAUGUCAGAUGGGAUCCGACAGUAUCAUCGGGGCGUUGUGCCAAGUGGCGGAUAAGACUUCCAUAAAGAGGUCCACUAUUGGAAACUCCUCCACUGUGAAAGAGAAGGUCAAAGUCACCAACUCUAUCAUCAUGCACGGGGUUACCAUCGAGGAGGGGUGUAAUAUCCAGGGCAGCGUGAUCUGCAGUAACGCUGUUAUCGGCCGAGGAGCAGAUCUCAAGUACUGUCUGGUGGGAAACGGACAACGGAUCGAACCAGAAGCUGAGAGGACUAACGAGGUCAUUGUUGGAACAGACCAGCUGAUGGAGAUCUAGCUCCCACAGGGAAGAAGUGACAUCGCCUCAUUAACCAGUCACAGAGCAGCAAAACACAGAGGACAACUAAUUCACCGGCUGACCGGCCAAUCAGAAGCCUGGAUACUGCUUGACGGUCCCACAUUCUCUUCUCAUAGGCUUUCUUUUGUAAAUUGUGUCUAAAUAAAGACAGCUCUGCUUAAACCCAUAAA
This is a messenger RNA of Scomber japonicus (chub mackerel), 1885 nucleotides long. RefSeq names its product eukaryotic translation initiation factor 2B, subunit 3 gamma (gene eif2b3). Bases 330 to 1694 code for a protein of 454 amino acids. Gene Ontology annotation, molecular function: translation initiation factor activity; guanyl-nucleotide exchange factor activity. Gene Ontology annotation, biological process: biosynthetic process; cytoplasmic translational initiation. The record is from RefSeq and is a predicted model, not a curated record. Lineage: Eukaryota; Metazoa; Chordata; Actinopteri; Scombriformes; Scombridae. The transcript has 12 exons. Gene Ontology annotation, cellular component: guanyl-nucleotide exchange factor complex; eukaryotic translation initiation factor 2B complex.